Molecule: messenger RNA, 2684 nt
Organism: Osmerus eperlanus (European smelt)
Lineage: Eukaryota; Metazoa; Chordata; Actinopteri; Osmeriformes; Osmeridae
Gene: klhl7
Product: kelch-like family member 7
Exons: 12
Coding region: 278-2119 (613 amino acids)
Biological process (GO): protein ubiquitination
Cellular component (GO): Cul3-RING ubiquitin ligase complex
Molecular function (GO): protein binding
Source: RefSeq, a predicted model, not a curated record
CUGUGACUAACAACAAAGAAAUCUGAAGAAAAUAGAAAGUGAAUACUAAACCACACACAGCACACGUAAAUAAUUUACAGACUAUAUUUAAAUUGCAGUGGCAGCACCAACAUUCAAACGUUUGUGUUUCAACGACCGGACUAUCUUAAAGCUGAACGCUGCUUGCUAUAUAAUUUAUUUGCAAGGCACUUUCUACUUGAAACAAAGCUAGCUAACGUUAGCUAGCCAACUCGUAGAUCAAAACAACCACUGGCAGGUGUGUUCUGGGCAGUGGGGUAUGACCAGCAUGGCUUCCCCGACCGGGGAGAAGGCGUUAGGGUCUAAGAAGAAGAGCGACAGGAAAUUUGCUGCCAAAGAGGAGUACAGACAGCUGUCCAGCAUAAUGGGCGUCAUGAACAACAUGAGGAAACAGGGCACCCUGUGUGACGUGACCUUGGUGGUUCAGGGGAAACACUUCCCAGCUCACAGAGUGGUGCUUGCUGCUGCUAGCCACUUCUUCAGCCUUAUGUUCACUACCAGUAUGAUGGAAUCUACGUCCCAUGAGGUGGAGUUGAGGAGUGCUGAGCCAGAGAUCAUUGAGCUACUGGUUGAGUUUGUCUACACCGCCAAGAUCUCAGUGAACAGCAGCAACGUCCAGUCACUGUUGGAUGCCGCCAACCAGUACCAGAUCGAACCAGUCAAGAAGAUGUGUGUCGAGUUCCUCAAAGGACAAAUUGAUGCCACCAACUGCCUUGGUAUCUCCUCCCUUGCUGAGUGUCUGGACUGUCCCGAGCUGAAGGCAGCUGCUGAUCACUUCAUCCACCUCCACUUCACAGAGGUCUACAAGCUGGAUGAGUUUCUCCAGCUGGACGUCGCCCAGCUCACACACCUGCUGCACCAGGACACACUCACCGUCCGGGCUGAAGACCAGAUCUAUGAUGCGGCAGUGCGCUGGCUGAAGUACGAUGUGGGGAACAGACAGACGUUCAUGGUGGAGGUGUUGGGUCGUGUCCGCUUUCCUCUGGUCUCCAAAGCCUUCCUUUCCAAGACCGUCCAGGCAGAGCCUCUCAUACAGGACAACCCAGAGUGCCUCAAAAUGGUCAUCAGUGGGAUGCGCUACCACCUGCUGUCUCCAGAGGACAGGGAGGACCUGGGAGAGAGCAGCCGGCCACGGCGCAGGAAGCACGACUACAGGAUCGCUCUGUUUGGAGGCUCCCAGCCCCAGUCCUGCAGAUACUUCAAUCCCAAGGACUACAGCUGGACGGACAUCCGCUGCCCGUUUGAGAAGCGCAGGGACGCCACGGCCAUCUUCUGGGACAACGUGGUCUACAUCCUGGGAGGUUCUCAGCUCUUCCCCAUCAAGAGGAUGGACUGCUACAACGUCGUGAAGGACAGCUGGUACUCCAAGCUGGGCCCGCCCACCCCCAGAGACAGCCUGGCUGCCGUCGCUGCUCAGGGCAAGAUCUACACUUCGGGGGGGUCGGAAGUGGGGAGCUCGGCGCUGGACCUGUUUGAGUGCUACGACACGCGGACAGAGAGCUGGCAGAUGAAGGGCAGCAUGCUGAUGCCGCGCUGCAGCCACGGCUCCGUGGAGGCCGGAGGCCUCAUCUACGUCUGCGGGGGCUCUCUGGGGAACAACGUCUCCGGCAGGGUGCUCAACAACUGUGAGGUGUACGACCCCAGCACGGCCCUAUGGAGGGAGCUGUGUGGAAUGAGAGAAGCCAGGAAAAACCACGGCCUGGUUUUUGUCAACAACAGAAUCUACGCUGUGGGAGGGCAGGGCGCACUGGGCGGCCUGGACUCGGUCGAGUACUACGACAUCGCCACUAAUGAGUGGCGGGUUGCCGCGACGAUGCCGUGGCGCGGGGUGACGGUGAAGUGUGCGGCGGUGGGCGGGGUGAUCUACGUCCUGGCGGGCUUCCAGGGCGUCGGGCGCCUUGGACACCUUCUAGAGUACCACACUGAAACGGACAGGUGGGUGACCUGCAGUAAGGUGAGGGCGUUUCCUGUCACCAGCUGUCUCAUCUGCGUGGUCGACACGUGCGGAGCCAACGAAGAAGAGACGGACCUCACACAGUCGCACGGCCACGCCCCCCCCGGGCCACCGGCCUCUACGCCCACCUCAGCAGCAUCCUCCUAACCCAGGCACUUCCUGUCAGUGUGUGUGUGCGUGUGUGCGCGAUCCUCACCCUCAUGCAAUGAGAGCUGGUGGAUGGCCCCGCUGUUGUUAUUUUUGCUGACUCCUCAGCUUUCAUAUCCUCUUUUAAUAGGGAAAUGGGUUUGGAGUCCUGGAUAUAGAACUUGGUUAGAGGUGGCUGGAAAAGUUUAGAAACUGCCAAGGGUGACAUUUUAGUCUCAGGAAUUUGUUAGGAUUAACUGGUAAUCAGGUGAAAAUGGUUGAUGUUAGACGUGUGUGUCAGUCUGGCUUUGAAUGUCCUUCUUGGUGAUUAAUUUUAUGUUGGGGCAGGUUUUGUUACGAUGUGUGUACCGCUGGGUCAGAAUGUUCAACUAAUUGAAGGUUUAAAAGGUGAAGGUUGUGCUGCUGCAGAUCUGUGUUAUGAGUGACACCUGCUAAACCUCCAAUAACGUGGCUGGAUACUAAGCUUUGGACUGUGUUUUUAUAACGGUACAAUAAAUGAAUGGACGAAAAGUUCUAAUCAGUGGUUAGCCUUGCAGAAUAAAGGUUAGACAAAAUUGUAUUUACA